GCUUCGCACUGUCGAGACGCCUCCAGGGAGGUCAGCAUUAGGCUCCUUUUAAGUUUAGUUUCAGUACGAGUUUUACAGCACUUGUAACACUCAAAAGCCAUAUAUAUUUAAGUGCCGGAGAUCAGACGUGUUUCUAGAGUGAAACAUACAAAGGGAAGAAGGAGCAGAGAUUGGGGUGAUGGAUUUUUGAUAGGACAGAAGGAGUAAACCACACCAGAGCCCCCACCGACCAGCCAUCAGAACCUUCUGGAAAAUACUGGAUUAUUCGGACGGAACGGUCGCCAAUUCGACCGUGACCCAUAGAUAAUGGGUAGCGGAUCUUCCAAAGAGAGUGCACGAUCUAGCAAUUCACAACGUACUGUAGUGAGGCCACAAGCUACUACAUCCAGGAGAGGGGACUUUCAGGAGGUCGAGGUCCGGCCGACAGGCCAGGGGCAGGGCGAGAACAUGUCUAGUUCUCGGAACCCAGAGGGUCAACGCGACUCUCGGUCCCAGCCUCCGGAGGCAGGGCGUGGCGGCAGCAACCGCUACGCCAGACACGCUGCCAGCCCGACCACCAACAGCUCGUCCUUACAGCACGGACAGACAGGGGCGGCAACUUCCAGAAGCAACGGCAGAAACAGAUCUGACCUGCAGGAGGCUGACGUCGUAUUUGAGACAUUCGUCCACAAAAACGGCCGAGAAUUCAUCUGUGCUGUACGGAAUGGUCGCAGGUACUACUUGGAUGACUGGCACUCACACGAGUGGCAGCCGUUCCCAGAAAGAUGGUACUCGGAAGGACGAAUUGUUCCUAUGGACGACAGCGGGCAGUCAAACGAGACGAAUGAGAGCAACAACCAAAGCCGAAGCAAUACGAACAACAAACAGGAGCAUGACGACAGAGAAGGAUAUCUCAAACAUCCCAAGAGGGGACGCAUUGAAACCUAUCUCAUGGAGGAGAGACAUUACGUCCAUUUCUUCUUCGACCGUCAGUCGGGCAAGUGGCUGAGACUGCCCAUUGGCUGGGAGCUGCACCAUCACCUGGUCAGACAGAUGGUGGAUCAUGUAGAGGAAGCCUUACCCCAUUGGAAGGACCGGGCAGAUAUCCUGGCCUUGCUGCGGGCAUGCAACUAUAACCCAGACGAGUGUAUUGGCACCUACCUCAUGCUGGAGGGAGAUGAGGCUGACUGGCUGAAACCACAAAGGACAUCCAAGGAAGCCAAAGCUGAUGAAGACAAAGACACAAGAAUUGAGGAACUCACUGAAAAGUUGAAGAAACUGGAAAGAGAAUUGGAAACUGAGAAGAAACAGAGAGCUGAAGCGGAAAAGCAGCUGCAAGAGCUGAGAGGAAACAUCAGAGUGUUCUGCAGACCUCGGCGAGAUGACAAGGCAGAUAACUGUCUCAAGUUCCCCUCUGACCAAGACGUCAUGGCUGUCAAUGCUGACGGCUCUAAGAAGACAUUCAGCUACGAUAAAGUAUUCACACCAGAUACUACACAAGAACAGAUCUUCACAGACACUCAACCUAUCAUUACCUCAUGUGUUGAUGGCUACAAUGUGUGUUUGUUGGCUUAUGGUCAGACUGGCUCGGGCAAGACUUUCACUAUGAUGGGACCGGAAAACAAUCCUGGAAUCAAUAUACGAGCAAUAACAGAACUACUCAAAGUGUGUUCAGAGAGGACAGAGACGAAAAAGUAUAAACUAAAGAUAUCUAUGGUUGAGAUUUAUAACGAGACUGUUCAAGACCUUUUGACAACUGAUGCCAGAACUCUGGAGCUGCAAAUGGUAGGCAAUAUAGUUCGCAUUCCAAACAUUACGGAGAUGGAAGUGACCGCUGUCAAGGACAUCAAGGAAAUCAUGAAGCUUGGUGAUGGCAACAGGAAGACAGCCUCAACCAAGAUGAACUCCACUAGCUCUCGCUCCCAUCUUGUGCUAAUGAUCACUGUGGAGGGAGAGGACAAAGUGACGGGCGCCAUCUCCAAGGGUGUCCUCACUCUGUGUGAUCUGGCAGGAUCUGAGAGGAUCAGCAAGACAGAGGCCUCAGGGCAGAGGUUGGUGGAAGCCGCCGCAAUCAACAAGUCACUCUCUGCCCUUGGUCAGGUUUUCUCAGCUCUGAGGGAAAGUCAACUUCACGUACCCUACCGUAAUUCUAAGCUGACCCAGAUUCUGAGGCCUUGCCUUGGUGGUGAUGCUAAAGCCUGUCUCUUUGUGAACAUAAGCCCUGAUGUCAGGAAUUACCCGGAGACAUGUAACACUCUGGAGUUUGGAAGCAACGCACGGCAAGUCGCUCUCGGACAGGCCAAACAGAACAUUCAGCGCAAACCUGGAGGCUUCCCGCCAAGAUAGAGGACACCGCCCGUGAGAUGAAAAUCCUACAGAUAGUUACACCCUGAGCCUUAGCACGAUACAAUAAGAAAUAGAAAAAAAAGAGGGAACCACAUAAGAAGCAUUACAGACUUAGAGCACUCCCCCAACCCCCACCUUCUUUCCCAGUUUUGUUAAAAUGUUAAUGUAAAACCAUAGCCAUAAACUUGCAGUACUUUUUUCCCCCAAAGUUUUGUUAAAACCUAAAUGUUUAGAACAAUGGUCAUGAUAUGUCUUCUGGGGAGAGGUUGGAUAUUAGCUCUGAUUUGUAAAUUAGAAUCACUGAAUUCAGUUCAUUUACACAGGAAACAUUGCAGACUUUCUGUACUUUUCCCCCACAAUUUUGUUGAAAUGUGGCCAUUAAAUGUUGUAGGGUUUUUGCUUGUUUGUGUGGGGGUUUUUCUUUUUUUUUUGAGGGGGGAAACGAGGAGGGGGGAAGGAGGAUUUUUUAGCUUUGAGUUUGUUCAUUAAAGUUGUUGCAUCCUGAGAAUGCCCACACUUUGCUGUUUGGGAUGUGUAGGCAAAUGGCUCAUGGGCUGUCAGGGUCCAUCUUUUGAUAGUCAGUAAAGAUAACGUUACCCUCUAUUGUAAAUACAGCUAUUAGUCUCGGCAUGUUAAAUUGUAAGUAUUUUAAUUAUCUGUAUUGGUGUCAUCUUAAACUUUAAUGACAUCAGUUGUGACACCUUCAUGUUAUCUCUGGAAACUGCUUUUUGUUUUACCUCAUUGUUGCCAAAAGUUUUGUUUAUUUUGGCCCUGUUUAUGCAUUGCAAACAAUUGUUGUGUCUACAGUUAUUACUAAAUAAACAAAAAAAAUGCACAUGUUUAUGUAAUGCUUAUGCAAAGCUGUCCUCAUCAUUUGCACAUGUUGUAUCUCUACUGUAGUUUGCUCUGUUGAAAUUUCUGCACAAAUUCAGUAAUGGGAAUUGAGGAUUUCACAAUUCAUAUCAGUCUGCAUCUAUUUAGCUGUCAUACUUGCAAAAAAGUCUUUUAAAAAAUUCUUAACAGUCCUGGAGUUUGACCAUUUGUACUUUGUGAGUUUUCCUCACUCCAGCUUGAUACAGUUAAAGGGUAUCAUCAUAUAAAUGUGUAUUCAUCGGUGAACUCCAACAUUUUUUUAAACCUUUAUUUUAAUGAAUAGAAAUGCUUGAAAAAUCAACCUAAAAUAGGAGUUGAAGUGGUCUUUAAUUAAUUAACAGCCUCCAGACUUUUUACAUGUUGGAACUUUUCCCCCUCUGCCUGUAAUGAUCAACCCAAGAUUGUCUGUAGCCUGGCAGGAAAGGAGUAAAGGUCCAGCCUACUAUGUUGUAAGAGAACUAUAUAUUUUAUGGAUUCAGUUUGAGCAAAGUGGAAAGCAACCUUUUGUGUGAAAACUGAUUUAGUGGGAUUUUCUAAAUGCUAAUAAGUUGAAUUCAUGACCAGUUUGUGCAUUGCAUGUAUUGUAAAUUCUAGAGUGGUAAACCUCUCAGCCUUUUUCUCCGUCCAGACUUUUUCUAUAUUUGAUAUGAACUGUCCUUUAAGUACUUUGUUCCAGGGAUUGCUGUACGAUUUAUAUGAUUGUUUAUGUAUACAAACUUUUAUUCUCUAUAGAUAAGAUUCUUUGAAUAAUCUGUGAUAUGUGCUCAGAAUGACUUUUCUUUACUCUGGUGCAAUUCAUGUUGUUAUAUGCCGUUUAAACUUCAGUUAUACUAUUUAAGAACUUAAUUUAUCCUUUGGGUAAUUCAUGAAGCUGUUCUCAUGUUUUUGUGCGCUCAGUUGAAGAAUGUCAAGCAGAGAGGAAAUGUCCAAUUUCAGGUGUACUUUUGUUAAACUCAUUUUCCCUGCACAAACAUUUGAAAAAUAACCUAACCAAUUUGUUUCCUGCUUCUACUCUUAUGAAGUAAAGAGUUAUGGUUAAUGCUCAGAAUACUGUAAUGUUUUAAGUUUACAAUUCUCUCAUAGACAACUGUAAACUUUACAAUGAGAGGCCUAUGUACAGGCUUUGAUAAACGUUAAAAAAAAAAAUCUAGACAAAGAAUUCAGAUAGUGUAUUUGGUUGACAGCUUUGUAGGUCUUCUUGACUUUCAAGUUUGUGCCUUGUGUUGGUUUCUUUUCCCCUGAGAUUGCUUCGUGACCUGUUUCAUUUUGAUAUCACAGAAAUUCCUUCUUCGAUUUCCUGUGAAUUUUGGUAUAUUAUUGGUAAUACACGACUUACAAACUUCUCUGGAUUCUUUGUCCAGAAAAGGAAGAGACAGACAAUAUUAUUCUACAAAACCAAGAAAAGCUGGAAUUUGGUUUAAAAGAAGUGACACCAUUAGUGCACUGAGUUAAAAGGAUUUUUCAAUGUGGAUCUCUUUAGGCUUAUGCUCCAGACAAUACAUUUAUCUUUCUUAAUUAAAAUUGUUUUAUUUCUAAGAAAUAAAACACUCUUUUAUAUUCUACAUUUUUAUUUCCAAAGAAUUAAACUGUUUCUCAGGCCAAGACAGCAUGACAGUUUCGUUAAAAGUUUUGAUAUGAAUAAUGUGGAACAAAUCUCUUCCGAGAUUCUCAACCGGGUCAUCACAUUGUGCAAAAAAAGAUUAAAAGACUGCCUUCUUUAUUUCUCUUCUAUCAAGUGGCUAAUACAUGUCAAAGGUAUGGAUGCUCUUGCACUAUAGGUUUCUUAUGACUGGAUCUUUGUUUAUGUUGCGUCCCUAAAUGAUACUUCUUACUUAUUCCAAUGUUUUUUUCUCCAAUGGCAGUCUAUCUUACUGAGAUUUAUUAUUUACUCUCAAACUGCUGAUGUUAAUAUUACAAUACUAUUUAUUGCAAUUGGUUUUUUAAACUAUGGCAUAUAAUAUAGGCUAUUUAUUGUCAAAUGCUUGUCAUGGGUAGUGUACAUAUGUUUUUUGUUUGAUUUUUCAAAAGAUAAAAUAUACACCCCAUAUGUUAUAUUAUACACUUUUAAGAUUUACCUCUGUGGUUACUGAUAAGCUGUUCUUAAACAUUUUUUAAUGUGUAGAUCUAUAUGUGCUUUUAACCAACCAUUCUUACGCUGCCCUCUCUUCUUCCAAAAAAGACAAAAAGAUAAAACCCAAAAAUCGAACAAACCAACCAGAAAGACAAAUUUUUUUUAAAAAGCAGCAAGAAAUACUAAAAAAAAACAAGUUUAACCCAAUAAAAACUGUAAAGUCCCUUUUUAUCCAAACUAUCAAAGCAACAUUGAAGGUAACAUAUAUGAUGCCAAAAGAUAUCUUUGGAACCCUCAGAAGGGUACAAAAUUUAGUUUUAACUUUUGAAUGAUCAGACCUAUUCUUUUCUUUAAAUGCGAUUUAUUAUAACCACCCUACCUUCUGAAUUCUGAAAAAGGUAAGAAGGGACGUUAUUUUUUUCCAUUGGUUGAAGCAGGAUGAAAACUGAAAAAAAUUUUCAGUACGUUAACUCGUCUGUUUCUUACCAUGUGUUUAUAGAUUGUUCAUGGCACACAAGCCAAUUUUUACAUCAGCCUUACACUUUGACACAAUUAAUACAGGAAGUUUUUUUUUAAAUCACAGUAC
Aplysia californica (California sea hare) is the source of this 5855-nucleotide messenger RNA. RefSeq names its product kinesin-like protein KIN-14D. Gene Ontology annotation, biological process: microtubule-based movement. The record is from RefSeq and is a predicted model, not a curated record. Lineage: Eukaryota; Metazoa; Mollusca; Gastropoda; Aplysiida; Aplysiidae. Gene Ontology annotation, molecular function: ATP binding; microtubule binding; microtubule motor activity.